CUAAAGUCCAGCCUUCACCUCGGUCAGCAUUCUAUUUUCAACGCUCCCAGAAAACCCGGACCCGACGGCCCCAGCGAUCGCCAGUGGGCGGUGACAAAGGCCGGAGAUGUGUAUUACCGGGUGGCUUAUUCCUGUGAUGAAGCCAUAACAAUAACAUACCAACAAACAAGGAGAAUUUGCGUAGUAGAGAUCGUAGGCAGUAAGUGGCUAAGGCACUCUCUUUGCCGCCGCCAAGCCAUGCCGUCUCACCCAAAUCGAGUACUACAGAAAACAACAAGCGAUUCUCAGCUCAAUACGGCGAUACCGAUCGUACAGCCGCCAAUAAUAAAACAGAAAUAG
Molecule: messenger RNA, 339 nt
Organism: Trichoderma gamsii
Lineage: Eukaryota; Fungi; Ascomycota; Sordariomycetes; Hypocreales; Hypocreaceae
Exons: 2
Source: RefSeq, a predicted model, not a curated record